Molecule: messenger RNA, 1121 nt
Organism: Labrus mixtus (cuckoo wrasse)
Lineage: Eukaryota; Metazoa; Chordata; Actinopteri; Labriformes; Labridae
Gene: epdr1
Product: ependymin related 1
Exons: 3
Coding region: 136-771 (211 amino acids)
Biological process (GO): cell-matrix adhesion
Cellular component (GO): extracellular region; lysosome
Molecular function (GO): calcium ion binding
Source: RefSeq, a predicted model, not a curated record
GUGCUUUUAUUUUGAUAGCAAAACAGGAAAUCAUUCUUUAUAAACCUGCAUCAAGCUUGUCGGCAUCAGGUGCAGCGCGCUCAACAACAAUAACAACGGGAUAAGCUGACAUCAUUCCCGGUGCUCUCUGACACAAUGCACCGGCUCUUGUUCGUGUUCCUGGCCGUAGCAGGCGCCUCUGUUCUCGGCCUCCGCAGGCUGGAUGCCCCCGGCAGCGGGCCCUGCGUUGCCCCGCUGCAGUGGGAGGGCAGGUGGGUGCAGUACGACCACAGCACCGGGAGGAACAGCCGGGCCGCGGUCUCAUACGACGGCCUGAACCACAGGCUCCGAGUCCUGCAGCAGAACAAGAAACACACCCCGUGUCAGAAGUUCUUCGAGUACAUCUUUUUGUACCAGAGCCUGGUGAUGUUCCAGAUCGACCAGAAGACGAAGGACUGCUCAAAGAUCGCUCUGACCGAGGCCUGGGAUCCCUUUGACAUCCCAGCCAACUCCACCUUCGAGGACCAGUACAUCAUCGGAGGCCCCGGGGACAACGUGGAGGUCCAGGAGUGGUCGGACAGGAAGCCGGCACGCCAACAUGAGACCUGGGUGGGCGUUUACACCCUGAAGGACUGCUACCCCGUGCAGGAGACCUACGUCAGGAACAGCAGCGUCACCACCUCCACCCGCUUCUUCAACCUGCAGCUGGGCAUCAGCGACCCCGACGUCUUCACCCCGCCCAGCACCUGUCAAUCAGCUCGGCCUGAGAGGAUGUCGGAGUCCGGCUGCUGAAUGCCCUCACCUUCAAUCUUAGAUACUUAAAAGGGAUAAUCUCGCUGAAUUCUUCUGUUACAUAAAUGUCUGUGAGGUCACAAUCGUUUGUCUGAUGAGUUAACACAAGAAGAGUUUUUAUUCAGCAAAGAUCUAAUUAAUGACUUCUGACGAUGAAACUGUUUAAAUGCUCCUGUGACCGUUUGUUUUCCUGAGUUUGGAAGUUGUUUUUCCAGUUUUUGUGUGAAUGCAGGAUUAAACCAGUUCUUUCAGUAAGCGCCGGCUGUCACAGAAACAGCCUAUGAGUCACUUAGUUACUGCUGGCUGCUGUUUUCUAUUCUGGAUUCUAAUAAAAUGUAAUUCACUAACUA